GCAGCAGCAGCAGCACCACCAGCAACAUAACGCAUAUUAUGCCCAGCAACAGCAGCCAAAUGCAUAUGCCGCGCCCUUGGCUGGGAGGCCGAUGUCUGCCACGAAUAUCUCUGUUGCUGACAACCAGGUCGGCACUGCAAGUGCCAUGCAUAGCUCGCCGUCUCUGCCGCAGCUGACGCCGUCUGAUUCCGUUCCGCCACAGCCUGAGAUAUUGCACGGCGCGAACGCAAGCGGCCUAUCGCACCCAGCGCAGACACACGCGGACUAUGCCAGCACGGACUAUCGGCCAGCAGCAGGCGGGCCGGUGACAUCGGUUACUCAUGAAAGCCGUCUUCACCACCCUUAUCGUUCGGCAUCCCAGGCUGAAAAUUCGCAGUCCGCAGCCGCACGCAACCGCAGCCGUGGCCGUGCCCAUGGUCACGAUCCGAAUCUGUAACGCCGGAAUGUGCCUCAGGAGGGAUGACAGUACAUUGAAAUGAUGCCGUCAUCGUGGCCGCUUGCUGCUGAUGAGCAAUGCGUCUGUGCUUCCCUCACUGUAAAAAAGAAAUUGUUGUGCAGCAUCCAUCCAUGCGUGUAGCGGCAAUGCUGCAAGCCCUAGACGUCUGUUACUCCGUAACGCACACAAGUUAUGCAUUUUUAUUUUUAUUUUUAUUUUUAUACAUUUCGUUAUUAUUUUGUUUUAUUUGAUAUAUGCAAAUUGUCGUUUGUUC
Messenger RNA from Kickxella alabastrina, 710 nucleotides. RefSeq lists its product as uncharacterized. NCBI's taxonomy places the organism in Eukaryota, Fungi, Kickxellomycota, Kickxellomycetes, Kickxellales, Kickxellaceae. The transcript has a single exon. The record is from RefSeq and is a predicted model, not a curated record. Bases 92 to 436 code for a protein of 114 amino acids.